Messenger RNA from Bursaphelenchus xylophilus (pine wood nematode), 481 nucleotides. The record is from the annotation of a GenBank genome assembly. NCBI's taxonomy places the organism in Eukaryota, Metazoa, Nematoda, Chromadorea, Rhabditida, Aphelenchoididae.
AUGCUUAAGGUGUUGUUGUGGAUGUAUUUGAGUGGAGUUGGUGAGUCAGGCACUCCUUUAAUGACCAUCAUUUAGUACUAGGUUCGUGGGACGGGCCUGUGGUUACCAUCGAGAAAGAGGAGAAGAUCCCCACCAUCGAGGGUAAGGAAUUUAUUAGUUGGCAUUAGGUGCGAAGGUGCCGUCAUCUAGUAAUUUCCCAUUAAAUAAUUUAAUGGCUACUUGUAUCGACUUUGGGAACUUGUUUUGUACUUUUUUCCUUUCAAUUACUGUACAGUUACAAGCUACUUUUACAGAGAAUCACGAUGAUUUGGAGCAGAUCCAUCAGAAUCGGAUCGAUUCCCCCGAAACCCGAGGUAAGACUCCCCCGGAGAACUUUAAUACCAUUCCAGAAGCCGCAGGGGAUCAAAUGAACGGUGGAAUCAGGAGUCGUCUUGUGCUGGGAACAGCAAUGAUAAUACCGGUUCUGUUUAUGUAUAUAUAA